Messenger RNA from Carya illinoinensis, 1158 nucleotides. RefSeq lists its product as uncharacterized. The coding region runs from base 1 to 1158 and encodes 385 amino acids. The record is from RefSeq and is a predicted model, not a curated record. Lineage: Eukaryota; Viridiplantae; Streptophyta; Magnoliopsida; Fagales; Juglandaceae. The transcript has a single exon.
AUGGAGUUGCCUCCUGGUUUGGUUGUCAAAGGAGAAAAUAAAGUUUGUAAGCUUUUAAAGAGUUUCUAUGGUUUGAAGCAAGCAUCUAGGCAAUGGUUUGCUAAAAUGUCCACAGCAUUGCUUGAUUAUGGCUUUACUCAAAGUACUUCAGAUUGUUCUUUGUUUAUCAAGAAAUCUGAAUCAUCCUUCAUAGCCUUACUAGUCUAUGUAGAUGAUAUUUUUUUAGCAAGUGAUAGCUUGCUUGAAAUACAAUUACUCAAAACUUUUCUACAUGAUAAGUUUACAAUUAAAGACUUGGGAGAACUCAAAUAUUUUCUCGGAUUAGAGGUGGCAAGAUCUAAAAUUGGCAUAUCAAUUUGCCAAAGGAAGUAUGCUCUAGACAUACUUGAACAAGUUGGAGUUCUUGGUGCAAAACCUGCAGCUUUCCCAAUGGAAUCAAAUUUGAAGCUCACUGCUUCAGAUGCUGAUUUAUAUGAAGAUCCUUCAGCCUACAGAAGAUUAGUUAGGAGGUUGUUAUACUUAACAAUAACUCAACCUGACCUUGCCUAUUCAGUCCAAGUUCUUAGUCAAUUUCUAGCAAAACCAGCUGUUAGUCAUUACCAAGCAGCCAUUCGAGUUCUCAGAUAUUUAAAGGCAACUCCUGGACAAGGUUUAUUCUUCUCAGUUUCAUCAGAAUUGCAGCUCAAGGCUUUUUCAGACAGUGAUUGGGUAGGGUGUGUUGACACUCGAAGGAGUGUAACAGGUUUUGCCAUUUUUUUGGGCGAUUCAUUAAUUUCAUGGAAGAGUAAAAAGCAAGCUACAAUAAGCAGAUCCUCUACAGAAGCAGAAUAUAGGGCCCUUGCUUCAACAGCUUGUGAGAUUCAAUGGCUCCUUUAUGCACUGCAGGACCUAAAUGUUAACCACACAGCCAACUUUGGUUUAUACAGACAGCAAAUCAGCAUUAUCCAUUGCAACAAAUCCAGUCCAACACGAGAGAACAAAGCACAUACAGAUAGAUUGUCAUCUUAUUCGAGAGAAGCUGCAACAAAACAUCAUCAAGCUCUUUCAUGUCCCUUCAAGAUUACAACUAGCAGAUAUUUUAACCAAGCCUCUAGGCUCUCUUCCAUUUCAUCAUACUUUCCGCAAGAUGAACAUCCUAAAUAUACAUGUUUAUCUUGA